Dreissena polymorpha is the source of this 1718-nucleotide messenger RNA. Its product is annotated as mitochondrial ornithine transporter 1-like. Gene Ontology annotation, molecular function: L-ornithine transmembrane transporter activity. The record is from RefSeq and is a predicted model, not a curated record. Bases 432 to 1439 code for a protein of 335 amino acids. Gene Ontology annotation, biological process: mitochondrial L-ornithine transmembrane transport. NCBI's taxonomy places the organism in Eukaryota, Metazoa, Mollusca, Bivalvia, Myida, Dreissenidae. The transcript is spliced from 6 exons.
UGCGUCAUCUUUCGGUUGAUGUGGUUAUACAUGUAGUGCAUAGUUUCCUUACAAAAGCGCGUCUAUAACGAUAUUUGCUAUCGAUUUAUAACUAUUGAACUCAAUUGUUUUCAAUCAGUUAUUCAAUUGCUCGCAAUAAUUGGCCUCAUUCCUAAUGCGGACAUUUUUAGCGUGUAAAUUUACCUAUAACCAUUUGUACAGUACAGUAUACAAUAAUGAAUAAGCUCGAAGCAGAAUAAAGGUCACCGUCAAUGUUUACGUACACGACAGAAAUCUGGAUGGUUCCGCUAGGCUUGUGUUACUUGUAGACAGGCAAUAUUUAAAGUGUGCAAACAGUUUAAAUGCAAUCACUUUCUAUUGGAUCAGAAAAGCAAGUUGUGCAUACAGUAUACAUACAGCCAAUAGUGCAUGAUAUUUUGAAGUGCUGAGACAUGACACGUGAGGCGUCAACCCCAACACUGGUGGUGGUUGAAACAGUGCCCCUCAGUGGGGACCAUCUACCAAAAUCAGAGCGUCAGGCAGUGCAGCGUAACCCUGCCCUUGAUGGCAUCAUUGACUUCACUGGCGGGACAAUAGGGGCUAUCGCCUCUGUUUAUGUGGGACAGUCAUUGGACACAGUGAAGGUGAAAAUGCAAACAUUUCCACAUUUGUACAAGAAUGCCUUGGACUGUUUUGUAAAGACGUACAGACAGGAUGGUAUAGCACGAGGAUUGUACGCUGGAACUGUGCCAGCAUUAGCCGCAAACAUAUCUGAAAACUCUGUUCUCUUUAUGUUCUACGGACUCUGUCAAAAGCUUAUGGCCAAAGUAGUGCGUAAAGACAAUGUUUCUCAUCUGAAUCCCCUGGAAAAUGCAUUGUCAGGGGGGACGGCAGCGUUCUUUUCUUCGUUUACCUUGUGUCCAACAGAGCUGGUUAAGUGUCGACUUCAGGCAAUGAGGGAAACAGCUGUGAAAGGAACAGGAGAGAAGCCUAAUAUUGGGCCUUUUACUCUGACAAAAGAAAUUCUGCGUCAAGAAGGCAUAAGGGGAUUGUACAAGGGUUUGACAGCCACAUUUAUGAGGGAGAUUCCAGGAUAUGUGUUCUUCUUUGGAGGCUACGAGACUGCACGUCAUCUGCUCACACCGGCAGGCAAAACCAAGGAUGAUAUAGGUGCAUUGAGGACUGUCAUCUCGGGAGGUCUUGGAGGGGUGGCUCUGUGGGUAGCCAUAUUCCCUGCCGAUGUCGUUAAGUCUCGUGUACAGAUUGCAAGUACUGCUGGGACUGUAGAACCCACGUUCAGAUCCGUCAUUGUGCAGAUAUAUAGACAAGAGGGUUUGCUUGCCCUCUAUAAGGGCCUUGGUCCAACUGUUCUACGUACAUUUCCUGCAACUGGGGCACUCUUCCUUGCCUACGAAAAUACAAAGAAAUGGCUUGGAUACAUGGCCGAUACUUACACGUGAUAGAAUUGGAUUUUUGAACAUAUGGCUUCAUGUUAUAUUUUCGGCUAUUGGGGUGGUUGUGAUUUUUUAAACUAUACAAAUAUUUCACAUUUGAUAUUAACAAAUUAGGGUGACCAGAGUGUUGGCAGUGUUAUAUUAUUGAUGAUAUAUUGUGCACAGAUCUGUUUAACGGUCUUAAUUGUUUCCUUUUAAGAGCUGCAAGAUUGCUACUUAUUACCUGCAAGAACAUUAUGUGACAUGUGGUUGGCAAGAUUAUAUCAUAUUAAAUAAUAACAUUUU